GUCCAAUGCCGCAGCCCGGCAGGGCUGGAGCUGAUGAGCGCAUGCGCCAAGAUUUGGCGCGCAGUGCCCGGUCCAAGACCGUUCUCCUGCGAACGGUGCAGCGAAAACAAGGUGCCGCUGCAGCGUCGUCUCUUCUGAAGGGCAUGGUAGAAGAAGACGUGGAGGUGAACGUGUUUCACUACAAUACUGUGAUCUCUGGAUGGGCUGCUGAAGGAGAUCUUGAACGCGCCAUAGAGACCUUUGCCCAGAUGCGCGAACGCCAUGUGAAAGCGAGCAUUGUAAGCUAUGGGGCGCUGUGUGGUAUCGAGUGGCGCCACGGCAUGCAGAUUUUGCAGCAACUGGAGGCAGAAAACUUGGAACCCAAUGCCAUUCUACUGACCUCUGCAGCUGCGGCUCUGCAACAAGGUCAGAAGUGGGAAGUUGCUGUUGGCGCCCUUCAUUCUUUGAUGAUUCGACAAGUCUUGACCAAUGUGAUCUGCCAGAACUCUGUUGCCAAUGCAUCCGCGAAAGCAGUUCAAUGGUGGGCGGCGCUACAUCAGCAAUCAGCAAUGCAGCAGGCCAACAUUCCUUUGGAUUCCACCAGCUGCGUUUGCAGCCGAAGUGCUUGGAGCAGUGCGUCGAGAUCUCAGUAUCAAAUGCUGAAGAAUGCAACCGCGGCCAGCAUCAGGAGCAACCAGAUAAUGGUCAAUUCUGGUGCCGCUGCUUGCACUGAUGCGCACCAGUGGAAGCAGGUGAUUUGCCUGCUCGAAUGGAUGGCAUCAACAUUUCUGGAGCAAAGCGUGGUCAGCUUCAAUACAGCUGUUACUGCUUAUGGUAGGCGGUCUUGGAGUCGGGCAGCUGAAGUUUUGCAGGCCGCCAUGGAACAGCUCCAACCGAAUGUGGUAACCUUCAACAGUAGCAUUGAUGCACUUGAUCAGACGCACUGGCACUUUUCGGUGGUCAUGUUGGACCGAAUGCGCUCGUUGCAGAUUCAGACUGACCAACUGACUCGCAACUGCUUGAUCAGCUGCGGUGUUUGGAACUUGGUACUAAGCUGCAUCAAGGAUGUGCUUGGUUUCAAUGCAGCCAUGAGCAGCUGCGAGCAGAGCGGACAUUGGUGGCAUGCCAUGGCCCUGUUCACCUCCCUAUGUUCCUCAGGAUCUCUACGCCCCAGCUUGGUCUCGCAAAAUGCAGCCCUAAGCGCCUGCAAACAAGGAUCUCAGUGGCAGAGGGCGGUGCAGCUAUUGCGACGGUGUAGAACCGCCAGGAGCUUGCACGACAGUUUCAGCUACAACUCCUGCAUCAGCGCCUGUGGGGUGGCAUGGGCUGAGGCCCUGAAAUGUCUCAGCAGCAUGGCCUGCUGCAUUCGCCCGGACCUGGUGGCCUACAAUGCGGCCUCUCAUGCAACUGGCCUGGCACACGCGUGGGAGCAAAGCUUGCAGCUUUUCCAUGAAGCUGCACGUGUCGAGCAACGGGAUUCUGCCGCUUAUGGCACUGUUGUGAUGGCAUCCGGAAGUGGUUUCUGUUGGCCGCGAUCGUUGGCUCAGCUACUGGAAAUGAUACAGGUAGAUUUCCAUCCAGAGGUUGGCAUUCUUAGCUCCGCCAUCAGUAGCUGUGAGAAAAGCCUGGAGCAAUUCAGGCCCCAAAGGACGUUGUUCAGCUGGGCCUUGGUUGACAGCUGAUGUUGAGCAUCUGAAGAGAUCCCUGAUGGCAUCUGAUGGCAAAACAGAAGGGAGAUGGCCAGAGGAUAAGUCGUGAAGUCAGAGGUCUUGGUUCAGAACCGCUUUCAGGAGGCUUUCUGGAGGGCUUCAGCAGCUCCUCAGCAUGCUUCAGCAGCUCAGCUCCCAGCCCAAGCGUCAGCAAGAGCCAGUGUCUUGACAAGAGGAAGAGCUUCCUGGAUGGCGUUUAUCAUUUUGCGCCACACUGACGGAAGAACAUUCUCAACCUGUUGAGAUGGACUUGUGCUGAGUGAGUUUGAGAUUCUGGAGGGACACCUGUCAGAGUUGGGGACAAGCAAUGCCAGGGAAGAGGUGCAAAGAUGUGCAAAGAUAGCCAGUGGUGAAGAACAGAGCCACAGGGAUACUCCACAGCUGAUAUUGAUAUUAAGAAGCCCAGUGAAGGUGCCCUGUUUCGACAAAUGCCUCCAACUCUGAUUCGAUAAGAAAAA
Messenger RNA from Cladocopium goreaui, 2146 nucleotides. Lineage: Eukaryota; Dinophyceae; Suessiales; Symbiodiniaceae. The record is from the annotation of a GenBank genome assembly.